AUGAGUAUCCAAGUCGAAUUCACUGAAGAAUUUGACUUUAUUGUUGUGGGGGGAGGCACAGCCGGGUGCGCCGUUGCCGGCCGACUUGCUGAGUCUACCAAGGUCCGUGUUCUGGUCAUCGAGGCCGGCAUUGGCAACCCUGGAGAUGUCGAUGCUAUCACCACGCCGGCCCGUGCCUUCGAGCUACGCGACAGCAAGUACGACUGGGCCUAUAAGACCAUUAUGAUCGACCGCCCCGAAUACACGCGCGUCGAGAAGCCCAACACUCGCGGCAAGACUCUAGGCGGUUCCAGCUGUCUCAACUACUACACAUGGAUUCCGGGGUCGGCCGCCACGUUCGACGAUUGGGCUCCGUACGGUGGAGACGACUGGAACUGGGAGAAUUGUCGGGAAUACUUGUACAAACCCGCGACAUACCACGACGAUAAGAACCUCUUUAGCAAGGAGCUAGGGUAUAUCGGCGCCGGCGGUCCCAUCCCCAUCUCCCAUUCCGAUCUUGUACCCGAGCUCCAGGGUUUCCGGGACGCCCUGACCAAGGCCUGGCUAAGCAAAGGCGAGGAGCUCACGGAUGACGUCCAUAACGGCACGAUGAGCGGCCUCUGGAAAUGCACCAACAGCAUCUACAACGGCAAGCGCUCCUCGAGUUGGCUGUACCUCGAAGGUAAGCCUAAUGUCACCGUCCUAUCACAGACACACUCCAAGCGCCUGCUCAUCGACGCCGACACGAAGAAAUGCGUCGGCGUUGAGGUCAUCGUCCCCUCGGGCGAAACCCGGAGUUUCAGGGCCAAGUACGAGACCAUCGUCUCGUCGGGCGUCUUCGAGAGCCCAAAGCUGCUCAUGCUCAGCGGGAUCGGGCCGGCGGCGGAGCUCGCCAAGUUCGGCAUCACGGUCGUCGUCGACUCGCCGCACGUGGGCGAGAACCUGCUGGACCACCCGAUCCUGCCGCACGUGUUCCGGCUCGCGGACGGCAACGGCCUCGACCGGCACCUACUGCGGGCGGGCCUCGAGCGCGACGCGGCGGUCAGCGCGUACCGGUGGAAGAACGAGGGGCCGUACACGUCGGGCCUGCUCGAGCUCGUCGGGCUGCCGCGCAUCGACGAGCGGCUGAUGCGGUACCCGGCGUACGUGGCGGCGAGGGAAGCCAACGGCGGGCUCGACCCGUUCGGGCCGGGCGGGCAGCCGCACUUCGAGAUCGACUUCGUGCCGAUGUUCGCCGACGCCUUCCAGUGGCACAUCCCGACGCCGGCGGGCGGCGGCGACUACCUGACGGUGAUCGUGGACCUGCUGCGGCCGCGCAGCCGCAGCGGGACGGUGCGGCUCGCGGGCGCGGACCCGCUGGCGCCGCCGGCCGUCAACCUCAACUUCUUCGCCGACGAGCUCGACGUGCUGGCGCUGCGCGAGGGCAUCCGCUGGGUCGACGAGCUGCUGACGACGGGCGACGGCGCGCGCGACAUCGUCCGCGAGGACUACCCGUGGCCGAUGCCGCGCGCCUCCGACGCCGCCAUGGACCGGCUCAUCCUCGAGCGCUCGCAGACCGGCUUCCACCCGUGCGGCAGCGCGCGCAUGGCCCCGGCCAUCGAGCAGGGCGCCGUCGACGGCCGGCUCAGGGUCUUCGGCGUCGCGAACCUGCGCCUCAUCGACGCCUCCGUCAUCCCCGUCAUCCCCGACUGCCGCAUCCAGAACGCCGUCUACAUGGUCGCCGAGAAGGGCGCCGAUAUGAUCAAGGCCGAUUAUCCCGAGCUGUACGCUUAG
This is a messenger RNA of Durotheca rogersii, 1752 nucleotides long. Its product is annotated as putative GMC oxidoreductase. Lineage: Eukaryota; Fungi; Ascomycota; Sordariomycetes; Xylariales; Xylariaceae. The transcript has 3 exons. Gene Ontology annotation, molecular function: flavin adenine dinucleotide binding; oxidoreductase activity, acting on CH-OH group of donors. The coding region runs from base 1 to 1752 and encodes 583 amino acids. The record is from RefSeq and is a predicted model, not a curated record.